Arabidopsis arenosa is the source of this 1249-nucleotide messenger RNA. The record is from the annotation of a GenBank genome assembly. NCBI's taxonomy places the organism in Eukaryota, Viridiplantae, Streptophyta, Magnoliopsida, Brassicales, Brassicaceae.
CUUCUUCUAGAACCUUCUCCUUCGUCGCAUCGUCGCCUUCAAGGUCACACUACCUCGCACAACAAUGGAGUUCUGGGGUGUUGAAGUUAAGAAUGGCACACCACUUCAUAUAGAUCCUGGGGUAGAUAUGCUCGUGCACAUCUCACAGGUUGCUUUGGGAGAGAAUAAGAGCAAUGUAACCGAACCAAUCCAGCUUUACCUGACGGUUGGACAGGAUAAGCUUCUCAUUGGAACGCUAUCUCAUGAGAGCUUUGUUGAUGAAUAUCAUUUGGGGAAUUGUUGUUUUGCUCUGUUUUUGACUUCCUUGACUCUCUAUCUCACCGUGACUGAUAAUAAGACUGACGCUGAACUUGAGGCUGCUGGUUACAGAGCUGCUCCGAAAUCAGCUGCGAAACAGGUGAACUUUCAAUUGCCAAAUGAAGAUGUCAAGGCCAAGCAAGAUGAUGAAGCUGAUGAUAGUGAAGAGGAGUCUUCAGAUGAUGAUGAGAACUCUAACUCUGAAGACUCUGGAGAUGAGGAGGUUGCUGCUGCAGUUGGCAGUGAGGAAGACGAUGAAGAUGACUCAUCAGACGACGAAGAAGAUGACUCAUCAGAGGAGGAGACCCCAAAGAAGCCUGAAGAACCCAAGAAGAGGUCUGCAGAAGCCAACUCCUCCAAGAACCCUGCUUCCAACAAGAAGGCUAAGUUCGUAACUCCUCAGAAAACAGAGACGAAGAAACCGCAUGUCCAUGUUGCAACUCCUCAUCCAUCAAAACAGGGGGGUAAGAAUUCUGGUGGAAGCAGCAUUGGAGAGAAAUCGAAGCAGCAGCAGACACCGAAGUCUGCAGGAGCGUUUGGGUGCAAGUCGUGCAGCAGAACCUUUACUUCGGAAAUGGGAUUGCAGUCUCACACAAAGGCCAAACACAGUGCAGCUGCUUGAAAAUCAUAAGAAAAAGCAGCUUGAUGACUACUCUCUAUAAUAUCUAGUUAUCUACUCUAGAACUUUGAUGUCUUUUGGUACUCAAAUCUGGAACUUGCGAGUGAGCCAGUUUUAGUUGGUCUUUUUUUCAGGCGUUUUAUCCUGUUUUUCUUUUGUCGUUUUGGUAGCUGAAACUUUGCUAAACGUUUGUUUGUGCUUAUUAGUGGUAAUAUGGAUAUUAAGUCUUUUUGGAGACUUUUCUAGUGCAAAACCUACAUUUGAAGUUUCUGUCCAAAAUUUACAUUGAUUGAAGAUUAGUCGCAAAUCAGCUAAUCAAUACGUGACAUAAAC